This is a messenger RNA of Hevea brasiliensis (rubber tree), 840 nucleotides long. Its product is annotated as photosynthetic NDH subunit of lumenal location 1, chloroplastic-like. The record is from RefSeq and is a predicted model, not a curated record. The coding region runs from base 1 to 504 and encodes 167 amino acids. The transcript has 5 exons. Lineage: Eukaryota; Viridiplantae; Streptophyta; Magnoliopsida; Malpighiales; Euphorbiaceae. Gene Ontology annotation, cellular component: photosystem II oxygen evolving complex; extrinsic component of membrane; photosystem II. Gene Ontology annotation, molecular function: calcium ion binding. Gene Ontology annotation, biological process: photosynthesis.
AUGGGGACUGACAUUCAUCCCCAUAUAGGGGGACGACAGUCAUCCCCAUAUAGGGGACGACAGUCAUCCCCAUAUUUUGAUAUUAGGGGGCAUGAUUCCACAUUUAAGGACCGAGUCCUGCAAUUACAGAAUGUUAGAGUGAGAUUCAUACCAACUGAUAAAAAAGAUAUUCAUGAUUUGGGACCAAUGGAACAGGUUAUAUCUGAUUUAGUGAAACAUGUGUAUGCUGCACCAAAUCAAAGGCCAACUAUAAUAGACGUGGAGGAGCGAUCUGUAGACGGGAAAAACUAUUACACCUUCAAAUAUGAGCUGACAUCUCCAAACUACUCGAGCACUUCCUUUGCAACCAUAGCAAUAGGCAAUGACUGGGCUAACUGUACUUGGAUGCCAUUCUGUACAGGGAGAUAUUAUACCCUGAUUGUGGAGGCAAAUGAAAGACGGUGGAAAAGAGUUCGCAACAAGCUUAAAUUGGUAGCAGACUCUUUCAAGAUGCUUGAUAUCUAAACUAAUCCAGAAUGGAAGAAACAAUGGCAUUGAUUGUAAAUACUUGGUUGAAAAUUUUCUGUUAUGAUCUCCUCAGAUGCCCAUCACCUCCACAUCCCUUGGCUGUGAGACUAAUGUAUCUUUCUUUCAUGCUGCUAGCUAAAUACUGUGCAUUUCUUGGAAAUCAUAUCGCAUGGUUGUUGUCAACUGAAAACUCUGCUUACUUCCUUGCCCUUUUUUCUGGUAAACUAGCUUUCAUUCACUAAAAUUAAGUUCUCUCUUCCAACAAUCUCAAGUGUACAUACUUCCAACAUAGUCAAACCCUAAUUGAUAAGUGAGCUCUCAUUAUCUACUGGA